Molecule: messenger RNA, 822 nt
Organism: Harpegnathos saltator (Jerdon's jumping ant)
Lineage: Eukaryota; Metazoa; Arthropoda; Insecta; Hymenoptera; Formicidae
Gene: Fkbp14
Product: peptidyl-prolyl cis-trans isomerase Fkb14
Exons: 4
Coding region: 1-576 (191 amino acids)
Molecular function (GO): peptidyl-prolyl cis-trans isomerase activity; calcium ion binding
Source: RefSeq, a predicted model, not a curated record
AUGAUCUUCUUCGACAUUGUUGUGGAGAAUCCACUCGUCAUCGCCAGUGGAUCAUCCGCUUUAAAAAUGUGUGAAACUAACGACAGCGUCUUCCUCGUUUCUUGUUGCAGUUUGGACAGAGAUCAACCGUUUACAUUCCAGUUUGGUGUGGGACAGGUGAUCAAAGGCUGGGACCAAGGCCUCCUGGACAUGUGCGUGGGCGAGAAGAGGAAGCUGACGAUACCACCCGAGCUUGGAUACGGCGAGAAGGGCGCCGGAAAUGUGAUUCCUGGCGGCGCCACUCUUACUUUCGAGGUUGAGCUCAUGAAUAUCAGCGACUCGCCCCCGACCGCCAACGUCUUCAAGGAGAUCGAUGCGGACAAAGACAACCAGUUGUCCCGCGAGGAGGUGAGCGACUACCUGCGGAAACAGGUGUUGGAGGCGGAGCAGGCCAACGCGGAUGAGAACGAGGACGUGAAGAAGAUGCUGGCCGACCACGACAAGCUCGUCGAGGAGAUCUUCCAGCACGAGGACAAGGACAAGAACGGCUUCAUCUCCCACGACGAGUUCAGUGGGCCGAAGCACGACGAGCUCUGAAGUCUUCGUCCCGCAUUAUCGCGUCUCCGAGCGCCCGUUGUCGUCGUCGCCGUCGCCGCCGCCGCCGCCGCCGCCGCUGCCGCCGCCGCCGCCACCGCCGCCGCCGCCGCCGCCGUCGACCUCGACGAUGACGACGACGAUGCCGUCGCGCCCCGCGUCAUCACGUGUUCACCUCUGUAUAGAAUCGCCUCUUUGAGUCCUCCCCCGGGGAUUCCCGAAGGACUCACCGAUCAAUCGUCUCGGGCA